Messenger RNA from Patiria miniata (bat star), 1836 nucleotides. RefSeq names its product histamine H2 receptor-like. Gene Ontology annotation, molecular function: G protein-coupled receptor activity. Gene Ontology annotation, biological process: G protein-coupled receptor signaling pathway. Gene Ontology annotation, cellular component: membrane. Bases 555 to 1526 code for a protein of 323 amino acids. The record is from RefSeq and is a predicted model, not a curated record. NCBI's taxonomy places the organism in Eukaryota, Metazoa, Echinodermata, Asteroidea, Valvatida, Asterinidae. The transcript has a single exon.
AGUUGAAAUUGCGGCCUCGCGCCAUUUCGCUCGCAGGGGAGUUGAAAUUGCGGCCUCGCGUUAUUUCGCCGUUGUCUCCGCGUGGCUGAAGUUCGUAUCCAACGACCCACGCAAAAAAAAAACCCCAUCUCGACAUGUAUGAUGUAAGGGACAUAUCUUCUUGUUAGCUCCGUAUUCACAUAAAUUCACACGGUUUAAAUGGACGUGACCUAGAAAUACAACUGCUGGCUUGUUUUCGUUACCCGCUGCAUAAACAUCGUGGAUGCAGUCGGUGCAGUGAAAUGCAAACAGAGAAAGGCUUUUACAUACUUUCGAUAUUGUUCAACGGAUCAUCAGUAAUGAUGCGCACCAGCGUUCCAAACCAAACGAGGCGAAACCCCAUACGGAAUCUGUAUGAGCUGUAUUGGUUUUGUAGCUUGAUUUCUUAGACUAUUGCUAUAUCGUUCCACAUUGUGAGAUGCGUACUUCGUACAUGAUUGAGACCUAAACAAGCCAGCAAGUACAUGCAGCAACUGAGGGAAUUUCACUGCUGGCAAUAACAUGGACGGUUCAAGAUGGACGGUUCAAGUCUCCCCGUCGCCAUUUUGGUUCUCCGGACAUGUUUCAUCGGCAUCGUUGCCACACUCAUCCUGGCCGGCAACGCCCUGUCAAUCACCGUGACCCGCCUGAUGACCGAGCUGUCUAGCAGCACACGGAUCUUGAUGACAUCCCUGGCGGUAGUGGACCUGCUCACCGGACUGACCGUCAUACCGAGCAUCGUCGCGUCGGCACAGGACGCCUGGACGUUCGGCUACCCGGCCUGCGUGGCGCAAGGCUUUGUGGCCAACUGGCUGUACUUAGAAUCAGCCAUGCUCGUCAUCCUCCUGAACGUUCAGCGGUACAUUGCCAUAGUCAGGCCGCUUAGAUACCGCACUCUAUGCACUCCUAGGAGGGUGGUCUUUACUAUAGUGAUUCCGACUGUGCUCAUCGUUUCCGUCAGCUUGAUCGAAGAGUUCGUUCUCGGGACCACCAUUGCUUACUCCAGUGAAAGGGUCUUCUGUACGUUAGACCUCACCAAGCUGAACCUUCCCCUUCAGAUUGUAGUGUUUUUCCUCUGCUGUUUGAUACCUCUGGCUGCGAUGGUGUUCAUGCAGGUGCGGAUCGGUAUCAUCAUGCGACGGCAGGCACGAGCGGUUUGCCCCGACGACAUGUCAGGGAGAUGGGUGGGCCGAAUCCGAUUCAACCCUCGCAAGACCGAGAGGCGAACCACUCGGCUGUUCCUGGUCGUGACACUUGUCUUUACCCUCGUCUGGGUGCCCUCCCAGAUCUUCUACGUGUACGCCGCUUUUGCCACCGCCACGCCCAUCCCGGGAUGGGUGCAGUUUGCCAUCACGUGGCUGUGCAUGUGUAACAGUUUCGUCAAUGUAUUCGUCUACUGUUUGUUUCUCGGCAACUUUCGUCGUGUUGCGGCCAGGUCUGCGCGGUGCGGGCAAUGCGGCUCCCGCGUCGCAGCUACUCCUUCAGCGUCAGAAAUCUCACACAGAUAGAAACUACACAGCUCUAAGAACAGUGAAAUUCGCAACAUCGUAUUUACUUCACUCGUCUAAUAUCAAAUAUUACAUUGGAAAAGCGACAACCGGUCUUGAAAAUGAUAACAUGUUGAUGUUGAGCAAAGUGCCACCGCAGAUCCCCGGGACGAACGCAGUUCAGUGGCAUGUCGAUAAUUAACACGGAUUUUAAAAUUGUCCGGAGCAACAAAACAGCCACCAAAAACACAAGGAUGCUCUGUAACAACAAUCUUUCCCGGCAUUGCUCAUUGUAAUGCAUGUGGGACAUUUAAGUGUGCCACUUAGUGGA